AUGGCCUCCGACCUGGACUUCUCACCUCCUGAGGUGCCUGAGCCCACGUUCCUGGAGAACCUGCUUCGGUAUGGACUCUUCCUGGGGGCCAUCUUCCAGCUCAUCUGUGUGCUGGCCAUCAUCAUACCUGUUCCCAAGUCCCACGAGGCGGACACAGAGCCGUCUGAGCCCAGAAGCGGGGAAGUGAGGAAGCCCAAGGCUGCUGCUCCUUCCACAAACAAGAGGCCCAAGAAGGAGGCCAAGAAGAAGCGUUAGAAGAUGAGCUGUGGAGCUGGGUGGGAGGGAUGAGACCUUGAAGGCCGCCCUCUGGGGACUCAGUGUCCUGUUCCCGCACUCCGCCCAGGCUCAGAGAUCUGGACCAUCAUGACAGUCCCAGGUCCCAGCUGGGCAGACCACCACUUCCUCUUCCUUCUGUUCUUGGUGGUUUAGAGUCAAGAAGACUGAAAUACCCUGUGAGCAGAGACUGUCUGAGAAGUCUGUUCACAAGUCCGGUCAGAUUAUAUUUUCUACUUAAUCAUAGAUCUGGCCUUUAGUUACCCACCUUGUGGAUUUACACUACGUUUCAGAGCCAUUAUCUAAUGCUGACACACACUGCCCUCUCCCAUCAUUUGUGCACCGCAGACCUGCUGAUCAGUCAGUCACCUUUGUCUCCUCCGCUUGUGAGGUGGAGCAAGGCCUCACCUGCUCUGUUUAGGUCAAGACACCAUGGCCAUGGCCAGAGUGCUAUGGCCAGGUCUGAAAACUGCCGGGUGUGAGCGCCAGCAGAAAACCCGGGUCAGGGCAAUGCCUGGUUCUCUCCUUGCAGAUGGAAGAGGUUUGGGUGAAUGAGUGUGUGUUUCUUGGGCCCAACUUUCUGAGUCUCUGAAAUGGGGGCCUGUCACUCUUGGACCAAAGUCUUUUCAUCCCUCAUAACACAUUCAAGGUGAGCCUUUUGGCUUCCACUUCUACAAUAUCCCAUGUCUCUUCCCUAGCCCCCAAUUCUUCCAUUCCCUGACCAGUGUGGGAAAGUCUUUGGGGAAGUGAAUGUGAAUAAACUGGCCUGCAUGCUGAA
This is a messenger RNA of Pipistrellus kuhlii (Kuhl's pipistrelle), 1051 nucleotides long. RefSeq names its product mannosidase beta like (gene MANBAL). NCBI's taxonomy places the organism in Eukaryota, Metazoa, Chordata, Mammalia, Chiroptera, Vespertilionidae. The transcript has 2 exons. The coding region runs from base 1 to 255 and encodes 84 amino acids. Gene Ontology annotation, cellular component: membrane. The record is from RefSeq and is a predicted model, not a curated record.